AUGUCUGAUUUGCAGGGUCGUAAGAUCUUCAAGGUCUUCAAUCAGGACUUCAUCGUCGAUGAACGCUACAAUGUGACCAAGGAGCUGGGUCAGGGCGCCUACGGUAUUGUCUGUGCCGCCCAGAACACCCAGACCGGCGAGGGUGUCGCCGUCAAGAAGGUCACCAACGUCUUCAGCAAGAAGAUUCUGGCCAAGCGCGCUCUGAGAGAGAUCAAGCUGCUUCAGCACUUCCGAGGCCAUCGCAACGUCCGUUUGAACCCCGCUGUCGUCGCCGAGUUGAAACUGACCCCGAUGGCCUGCAGAUUACUUGCCUGUAUGAUAUGGAUAUUCCUCGAGCGGAUAACUUUAACGAAACGUAUCUCUAUGAAGCUGACGUCCGACGCAGAAUUGAUGGAAUGUGAUCUGGCCGCUAUCAUUCGCUCUGGACAGCCCUUGACCGACGCCCAUUUCCAAUCUUUCAUCUACCAGAUCCUCUGCGGCCUGAAGUAUAUCCACUCCGCCAACGUGCUGCAUCGAGACUUGAAACCCGGUAACUUGCUGGUUAAUGCGGACUGCGAGCUCAAAAUCUGUGAUUUCGGCCUGGCUCGUGGUUUCUCGAUCGACCCGGAGGAGAACGCCGGCUACAUGACCGAAUACGUUGCGACUCGGUGGUAUCGUGCUCCCGAGAUUAUGCUGAGCUUCCAGAGCUACACCAAAGCCAUUGAUGUGUGGUCCGUCGGAUGUAUCCUGGCAGAACUCCUCGGUGGACGGCCUUUCUUCAAGGGCCGCGACUACGUCGACCAGCUGAACCAGAUCCUGCACUACCUCGGCACCCCCAACGAGGAGACUCUGGGCCGCAUCGGAUCCCCCCGGGCCCAGGAGUACGUGCGCAACCUGCCCUUCAUGCCCAAGAUUCCCUUCCAGCGGCUGUUCCCCAGCGCGAACCCCGACGCGCUCGACCUGCUCGACCGUAUGCUCGCGUUCGACCCGACGUCACGAAUCUCCGUCGAGGAGGCCCUGGAGCACCCGUACCUGCACAUCUGGCACGACGCGUCGGACGAGCCGACCUGCCCGACCACUUUCGACUUCCACUUCGAGGUCGUCGAAGACGUGGGGGAGAUGCGUCGCAUGAUCUACGACGAGGUGGUGCGGUUCCGGUCCGUCGUGAGGCAGCAAUCCCAGGCGCAGGCCGCCGCUGCCCAGCAGCAGCAGAUCGCCCAGCAGACCAACGUCCCCAUCCCGGAGAACCAGCAGAGCGGCUGGAAGCAAGAGGAACCGAAGCCUCAGGAGGCGCUGGCGCCGAGCGGUGGCCAUCCUAACGAUCUGGAAUCGUCGCUGGCCCGUGGAAUGGACGCACACCGAUAA
Aspergillus melleus is the source of this 1344-nucleotide messenger RNA. It is a transcript of the gene mpkA, whose product is annotated as mitogen-activated serine/threonine-protein kinase SLT2. The coding region runs from base 1 to 1344 and encodes 447 amino acids. Gene Ontology annotation, molecular function: ATP binding; protein serine/threonine kinase activity. The record is from RefSeq and is a predicted model, not a curated record. Gene Ontology annotation, biological process: intracellular signal transduction; protein phosphorylation. The transcript is spliced from 4 exons. Lineage: Eukaryota; Fungi; Ascomycota; Eurotiomycetes; Eurotiales; Aspergillaceae. Gene Ontology annotation, cellular component: nucleus; cytoplasm.